Zasmidium cellare ATCC 36951 is the source of this 774-nucleotide messenger RNA. RefSeq lists its product as uncharacterized. Gene Ontology annotation, molecular function: oxidoreductase activity, acting on the CH-OH group of donors, NAD or NADP as acceptor. The transcript has 3 exons. The coding region runs from base 1 to 774 and encodes 257 amino acids. Lineage: Eukaryota; Fungi; Ascomycota; Dothideomycetes; Mycosphaerellales; Mycosphaerellaceae. The record is from RefSeq and is a predicted model, not a curated record.
AUGUCUUCCUUCGUCAUCACAGGCACCUCCAGGGGCAUCGGCUUAGAAUUGGUCGCGCAACUCCUACAAUAUCCGCAAGCAGAGGUCUCGCACAUAUUCGCCAUCACCCGCAGCAACCCGUCGCCUCAACUACAAGACCUCCUGCAGCGCCACCAGGGCCGUCUCUUCAACGUCAUCGUUCAAGACCUGACCGACAAUGCCCGCGUAGCGUCAGCAGUGUCCGAGAUUGAGGCUGCGCUCCUAACUGGUCAAGGCAUAGACUACUUGAUCGACAACGCUGGCAUCAUGCCUUGGACUUCGCCCGUUUCCGCCGCGAAAAAAGAGGUGCUGCUUGACUGUUUCAAUGUCAAUGUCGUUGCGGCGCAUACGAUCACUUCUGCUCUCAUCCCAUUGUUGAGUAAAGGGGAUAAGAAGACCGUUGUGAACCUCUCGACAGCGAUGGGCUCCAUAGCCUACACCCCCUGCUACACCUUCGCCCAAACCCCCGAAUACAAAAUCUCCAAAGCCGCCAUGAACAUGCUCACCGCCCAAUACGCGCUAGAAUUCGCCGAUCAAGGCUUCACAUUCCUUGCCAUCUCUCCUGGCGGGGUCAAAACCGACCUCGGUGGUCCUUCAGGCGAUCUGGAGGUCUCGAUAGCUGUUCAAGCGAUUCGCGAGAUUUUGGUCGAUGAGGGGAGGAAGGAGAGGAAUGGGAAGUUCUUCAAUGUUAGGGUUGAGGGGUGGGAGAGUGCGGAGGGGCCGAAUCAGUAUGAUGGGAGGGAGAUUCCUUGGUAA